Triticum aestivum (bread wheat) is the source of this 796-nucleotide messenger RNA. Its product is annotated as protein phosphatase 2C 77-like. NCBI's taxonomy places the organism in Eukaryota, Viridiplantae, Streptophyta, Magnoliopsida, Poales, Poaceae. Bases 66 to 773 code for a protein of 235 amino acids. Gene Ontology annotation, molecular function: protein serine/threonine phosphatase activity. The record is from RefSeq and is a predicted model, not a curated record. Gene Ontology annotation, biological process: protein dephosphorylation. The transcript has 2 exons.
AAGCUGCAGAGGUCUCCUCGUCUCUCCGGGAACGCGGCAAAGACGAGUUAGAAACUUAGAUAGCGAUGCCGACCAACGGUGAGGCCCCAGCAGCGGAGACGGCGGCACCGGCGGGGCCGGCGUCGCUUGGAUGGGGAUGGGGUUCAUGUCCUGCGCUGUACGUGUCCUACGGCUUGUCCGCCCUGAAAGGCCGGCAACCGGAGCUGACGGGCGCCCUGGCUGCCGUGCCGUCGUUCACGGCGCUGUCGCCGCCCAUGGGGCUCGACUACUUCGGGGUCUUCGACGGCCAUUCGGGCGCGGCCGUCGCCAAUUACCUGACGGAGCAGCUGCACGGCGCCAUCGCGGACCAGAUCUUGCGCGAGCUGGUCGCCGAGGCCCCGCGGUUCCUCCACGGGCCGCAGGGAGACGUGGAGGGGUGGUGGAGGACGGCCAUGGCGGACGCGUUCCAGACAGUGGACGCGGAGCUGCUGAAGGGAGCAGGCGGUGUGGACGCUUCGGUCGCCGGCGCGACGGCCCUCGUGGCGCUGGUCCUGGAGGAGUACGUGGUGCUCGCCAACUGCGGCGUUUCCAGGGCCGUCAUCUCCCGCGGCGGCGAGAUCUUGCAGCUCACCUCCGAGCACCGGUCAAACAGGCCUGAUGAGAAGCAGCGUGUGGAAAACGGCGGGGGACGCGUGGAUGAAUCCACCAACACAGUUGACGAGUUUCUGCCAACCUCCCGCGCAUUUGGCAUGUACAUACUCAUUGGCUGGAUCGGUCGACCAUUUCUGGCUUAAUUUGUGCGAUCCCUGCUAACUAA